AUGAAACAACGCUUCUCAUCCCUCGACGUCAAGGUCAUUGCGAAUGAACUAUCGACUUCCCUCACUGGCCUCCGUCUCUCAAACGUCUAUGAUCUUUCCAGUCGAAUUUUCUUGUUCAAAUUCGCCAAACCGGGCAAGCGGGAACAACUCCUCCUUGACUCGGGCUUUCGCUGCCACUUGACCUCCUUCUCGAGAACCGCAGCCACUCAGCCAUCCGCCUUCGUUAGCAGACUACGCCAUUACCUCAAGAGCAAACGUGUCACCGGCGUCGCCCAGGUCGGCACCGACCGAGUAAUAGAGAUCCUCUUCAGCGACGGGCUGUAUCGCUUGUUCUUAGAAUUCUUUGCUGCGGGAAACAUCGUCGUCACAGAUGCGGAUCUCAACGUCCUCGCGCUUCAGCGACAGGUCAAUGAGGGAGAUGCAGAUGUGGACGUUAAAUUGGGUGGGAAGUACACCCUUGAGCCGAAACAGAACUUCCAUGGCGUUCCUCCCAUAUCAGAAGAAAGAGUCAAGGAAGUUCUUCAGAAGGCAGUCGAACGUUCGAAAGCGGCAAAAGAGGUGGGUGGCAAGAAGGCGAAACGAGCAAAGGGAGUCGACGAUCUGGGAAAGGCUCUGAGUGCCGGCUUUCCUGAGUUUCCUCAACACUUGCUCGAGCAUGCGUUUAGACAGGCCGGCGUCGAUACAACAUUGAAGGCGGAUGAUGUAUUGGGCGACCAGGAGUCCCUGCGGUCAGUCAUGUCUGCAUUGGCGAUCGCAGAUCAAAUUUUCAAGUCCCUGGAAGCUGGACAAUCAAAAGGUUAUAUUAUUGCGAAGCAGAAAUCCCCCCCAUCGGGCGACGCAGAGUCUCCAGGCGCACAAGAACCAACGAGAGAGUCCUUUCUCUAUGACGAUUUUCAUCCAUUUCGGCCAAGCCAAUUCGAGAACAGGCCCGGCAUUCACAUUCUCGAAUUCGACGGCUUCAACCGUACGGUUGACGAGUUUUAUUCGUCCAUCGAAUCACAGAAGCUGGAAUCUCGAUUGACGGAGCGGGAGGAGAUGGCGAAACGGAAAUUGCAAGUUGCGAAAGAUGAGCACGAAAAGAGGUUGAUGGGCCUCCAACAGGUGCAGGAAUUGCAUGUCCGGAAGGCUCAAGCCAUCGAGGCGAACACUCACCGCGUGGAAGAAGCUUGCGCUGCUGUCAACGGUCUGAUCGCGCAAGGCAUGGACUGGGUAGAUAUUGGGAAGCUGAUCGAAAAUGAACAGCAGAGAGGUAAUGUUGUGGCUCAAAUGGUCAAGCUGCCCCUCAAGUUGGAGGAGAAUACGGUGACUCUCCUGCUUGACGAGCCGGGCUUCGACGAAGGCUACGAGAGUGACGAAGACGAUGAAACUGAUGAGGAGGUUGAGUCUGACGAGGAGGCUGAGGAGACUCCAGGUAGAGGAGGAACGUCAACAGAUAAAAGGCUGGCCAUUGAUAUCGACCUUGCACUGUCACCUUGGGCAAACGCACGCCAGUACUACGACCAGAAAAAGUCUGCAGCAGUCAAAGAGAAAAAGACCGUGGAGGCAUCCGCAAAGGCUCUCAAGUCUGCUGAGCAGAAGAUAGAUGCAGAUCUCAAGAAAGGCUUGAAGCAAGAGAAGGCUGUCUUGAGACCGGCAAGGAAACAAUUCUGGUUCGAAAAAUUCUUAUAUUUCAUCUCGAGUGACGGAUAUCUCGUUAUUGGGGGCAAGGAUGCCCAACAGAACGAGCUUCUCUACAGGAGAUAUUUGAAGAAAGGCGAUGUCUACGUGCAUGCCGACUUGCAAGGAGCGUCAAGUGUGAUUGUGAAGAACAAUCCACGAACGCCGGAUGCACCAAUUCCACCUUCCACUCUUUCUCAAGCCGGGACCUUGACGGUCUGCACGAGCAGUGCCUGGGACUCGAAAGCGUUGAUGGGGGCCUGGUGGGUCAAUGCAGACCAGGUCAGCAAGACGGCUCCAACUGGUGAAUACCUCGUUACUGGUGGAUUCGUUAUCCGAGGACAUAAGAAUCAAUUAGCGCCGAGUCAAUUGCUCCUUGGGUUUGGGGUUCUCUGGUUGAUUAGCGAGGAGAGCAGAGUCAAUCAUGGCAAGCAUCGCUUAGAAAGGACGGAGAGCAUGCUUCCAGGUGAGGCAGAAGCCUUAGCUAACGAUGUGAGAGGUUUGUCUAUUGAAAAUGAAGAUGUUUCAGAAGAGGCGGGUUCAGAUCACGGACAAGCAGUACCGGAUGUCGAAGAUGCUGCUGACGCUGCUGUGGAAGAAGAGGAGGACGACGACCAUGGAGCAGCCUUGGAUCAGGCAGUCGAACAACCAGGCCACGGCGAUGGCGACGGUGACGGUGACGAGCAUGACUCUGAAGAGGCAGAAGAGGCAGAGGAGGCAGAGGAAGAAAGGUCGAAUCCCCUACAAGUCAAUCCAGCUCCCUCUCAUCAAGGUACAAAGGAGGACGACUUCGACAUGCCCUCAAUUGAAAUCGAAGAAGACGGGACAAAAGAGCAGCCUUCAGAUGAAGCCUCGCACGGAGAAGAAGAGUCCGAAGACAUUCCACCAACGCAGCCAUCUACAGGGGCCUCGACGCCGGCAUCCUCGUCACAGCAGGCCACCGCGAAGUCCAAAUCUACACAGCUCGCCCGUGGGAAACGCAGCAAACUCAAACGCGCCCAAAAGAAAUACGCCGACCAAGACGAGGAAGACCGUGCCCUGGCGAUGCAGCUCCUCGGAUCGAACCGCACACAACAACGCAAAGAAGAAGCUGAAGCGGAAAGGGCCGCCCGUGAAGCCAAGGCUCAAGCAGACAAGGAACGACGAAGGGCACAACAUGCGAAAGCGGCGGAGAAGGAACGCCUACGUCGGGAAAGGCUCGAAAAGGCGGCCGCCAAUGGCGGAGCAGGUGCGGCCGACUUGGACGAGGACGACGAAUUGAGCAAGGAGCAAUUGGAGCAGGAGCGGCGCGAAUUGUUGGACAUUGACCGGCUCGUCCCCAUGCCGGAACCGGGCGACGAGCUCCUCGCAGCCAUCCCCGUCGUGGCGCCUUGGACGGCCCUAACCCGCCAGAAGUACAAGAUCAAAUUACAGCCCGGCAACGUCAAAAAGGGCAAAGUGGUUCGAGAGAUUCUGGGUUUCUGGACCUCUCUCGCCGCGAGGGGGCCCAAGGUCGUCGACGAGCAGAGUCGCGAAAAGGAAAAAGUCUGGCGUCGUGAGCUGGACUUACUCAAAGAGUGGAGGGUCGAAGAAAUCGUCGGGGCCCUGCCCGUCAAGGGAUGUCGGAUUGUCCAGAGUGGUGGACUGGGAGGCGGGCUGGGAGGUGGGAGUGCUGGUGGUGGUGGCGGAGGUAAAGGCGGUGGUGGGAAGGGCAAGGGAAAGGCAGGGGGAGGUGGGAAGAAGGGAAGAUAG
This is a messenger RNA of Fonsecaea multimorphosa CBS 102226, 3387 nucleotides long. RefSeq lists its product as uncharacterized. The coding region runs from base 1 to 3387 and encodes 1128 amino acids. Gene Ontology annotation, molecular function: ribosomal large subunit binding; tRNA binding. The record is from RefSeq and is a predicted model, not a curated record. The transcript is spliced from 2 exons. Gene Ontology annotation, cellular component: RQC complex. Gene Ontology annotation, biological process: ribosome-associated ubiquitin-dependent protein catabolic process; rescue of stalled cytosolic ribosome. Lineage: Eukaryota; Fungi; Ascomycota; Eurotiomycetes; Chaetothyriales; Herpotrichiellaceae.